UUCUAACCUCACUUACUUUUUGAAAAAUAUUCAAGUCAUGAUAGUUUUAUGUAAAUUUUAGAAUAUAAAUUAUGAUAAAUUACGUGGCAUUUGUUCAGUUUUUAGUGUGUCUACAUAAUAUUACGGAGUAUAUAAAAAAAGUGAAAUGUAAUUAAUAAAUUAUCAAAAAACAUUUUUUCAAGGUCAAUAUUGUUGCUAAUCAAAAAAAAUUAGAUUUAAUCUAUAUUAAAUACAUAUUUUAAAAUGUUUAGAAAAAUUUCAGUAAAUUUUCUUAGAGAUGCUCCCAAUGCAACUUUGAGGUUUUUUAGUUUGCACCAACUGCCCGAAACUCAUAAAAUACUUCAAAAAACAUGCAGGGAUUUUGCAGAAAAAGAACUCAAGCCGAUAGCUGCAGCAUUGGACAGAGAACAUAAAUUUCCCGAAAAACAAAUUAACAAAUUGGGUGAACUGGGUAUAAUGGGUAUUAAUGUUUCUAAAGACUACGGAGGUGCAGGAUACGACGGCCUUAGUGUGGCUGUAGCAGUCGAAGAGAUAUCAAAAGGAUGUGCUGGUACUGGAGCAAUAGUAUCAAUACAUAAUUGCUUAUAUGCCAGUCUUGUAGAUAGAUUAGGAACUCCUGAUCAAAAAGAAAUAUUUUUAAAGCCUUUCACAAAAGGAACUUUAGGUUGUUUUGCUCUUAGUGAACCUGAGGCAGGAAGUGAUGUGGGAUCUAUGACUAGUACUGCAAUGAAACGUGGGGAUAGGUAUAUUUUAAAUGGAACAAAAUCGUGGGUGACAAGUGGACUGCAAGGAAAAGCUGCUGUAAUUUUUGCUACCAUUGAUAGAAAUCUGAAACAUAAAGGCAUUACAGCCUUUUUGGUACCCCUGUCGUCUCCUGGUAUUACAUUGGGUAAAAAAGAAGAUAAGUUGGGUAUAAGAGCCUCAUCAACGUGCAAUAUAUUUUUGCAAAACGUUGAGGUGCCAGAAGAAAAUAUACUGGGUCCUAAAGGCGAGGGAUUUAAAAUUGCUAUGGAACAACUUGAUAAAGGUCGCGUGGGUAUAGCAGCUCAAGCUAUUGGAAUCGGACAAGCAGCUUUGGACAUGGCUGCUAGUUAUUCACUACAAAGGAAAGCUUUUGGGAAAACUAUCAGCGAAUUAGACGCUGUUAAGAUGCAAUUAGGGAAAAUGGCUCUUCGAUUGGAAUCUGCAAGAUUACUUGUAUGGAGAGCGGCAGUGUUAUGUGAUAACCCUAAUAGGACAACUAAAGAAACCUCUAUGGCCAAAUUAGCUGCUAGUCAAGCUGCAACUUAUGUAACACAUGGGGCACUUCAAAUAUUAGGUGGUAUGGGGUAUGUCAGUGACAUGCCAGCCGAAAGGCAUUACAGGGAUGCAAGAAUAACAGAAAUAUACGGAGGAGCUAGUGAUAUACAUAUGAGUUUGAUAGGUAGUGCAAUUUUAAUGGAAAGUAGUGAGUAAGUGUAAAUUUUAAUUUAAGUGAAUAAAUUGAAUUAUUUUGUUAUCUUUCAUUACUAA
Molecule: messenger RNA, 1512 nt
Organism: Diorhabda carinulata
Lineage: Eukaryota; Metazoa; Arthropoda; Insecta; Coleoptera; Chrysomelidae
Product: short-chain specific acyl-CoA dehydrogenase, mitochondrial-like
Exons: 7
Coding region: 244-1455 (403 amino acids)
Biological process (GO): fatty acid beta-oxidation using acyl-CoA dehydrogenase; butyrate catabolic process
Cellular component (GO): mitochondrion
Molecular function (GO): flavin adenine dinucleotide binding
Source: RefSeq, a predicted model, not a curated record